AUUUGACGUAAACUCGUAAACAUAACCUCAAAAAAUAAAACCGUUCUCUCCUUAAUUUUAAUCGAUUUUUAAGGAAAAAGUUAGUUUAUAUUUAAAAAAAAUGUCGAAUAAUAAGCAAUACGGGUUAAUUAUUCCAAGUAAAUCAAAAUUAACCCCAGCUAACGAAGUUAAAAAACCGUCAAUAUUUGAACAAGAUUCUGAUGACGAUUCAGAACAAGAUGAUAAACCAACUGGAAUUACAAAGAAUUUAAAACGCCAAGAUAGAAUAACGAUACAAAAAGCUGUUGAAGAAGAUCCAACAAUCUAUCAAUAUGAUGAAUUAUACGACGAUAUUGAGCAAAAACGUAAAGAAUCGAAAGCUUCCAUUCAAGACAAAGAGAAAAAGCCAAAGUACAUAAAUCGCUUAUUGGUGAUGGCUGAGAAACGAAAGAGAGAAAAUGAAAGAAGAAUCGAACGCCAAGUGCAAAAAGAAAGAGAGGCUGAGGGUGAAGAAUUCAAAGAUAAGGAAUCUUUUGUGACUUCAGCUUAUCGGAAAAAAUUGGAGGAAUUUAAAAAGAUGGAAGAGGAAGAAUUAAGAGAGGAAUAUUUAGAAAAAAUUGGUGAUGUUACUAAACAAGAAAAUUUAGAUGGGUUUUAUAGGCAUUUAUACGACCAAAAAGUCAAUUAUGAGGAUAAAUUAAGUGAUGAUGAUGGAGUUGAUAAAAAAAUCGAUGAUAAAAUUGAUGACAAAAAAAUUGAAAUUGUAGAAAAGAAAAAAUUAAAUAAAAAUCGAAAAUAUCGACAAAGAAAAUCAUCAGAAUCUGAAGAAAAUGAGGUUAAAAAUGAAAAUGAAGAAGAAGUUAAAAAAAUGGAACACCUCCCUUCGAAUUUAGACGCAGAUUCCGAUUUUAGUAUUGAUUCGUCUUCAUCAGAUGAUGAAAAUGUUGAUAAUGAUGGUAAUCGAAAAAUAAAAAAAAUUAAAAAAGAUUCCGACGUUAAUCUUAAUGAUCAAAAUGAUAAGAAUGAAAUUGUUGAAAAAGAUGAUGAAGUAAAGAAUGAUUUAAAAGAUAAAACCGAUUUAGAAAAUGAUAAAGAAGGUGUUGAAGAUGCUGGAAAGAAUGUUGAUGAAGUGAAAGAAGAGAAAAAGCCAAAAUUGGAUAUUUGGAAGAAAAGAACUGUUGGAAUUGUGUUUGAUGAAGCCUUGCAAAGAUAUUUUGAGAGGAAAAGUUUGAGAGAAGGUGUUUGUUGUUGAAAAUAAAGUUAUUAAAAAUUG
Molecule: messenger RNA, 1252 nt
Organism: Onthophagus taurus
Lineage: Eukaryota; Metazoa; Arthropoda; Insecta; Coleoptera; Scarabaeidae
Source: RefSeq, a predicted model, not a curated record